AUGUCUCUAGCGGAGUCGUCAUGGAAGCGGCUAGUAAACGCUGCGUUACAAAGGGAUAGAGCAGGAGGAGGAGCUGGUGGUGGUACUGGUCAGGGCAGCCUUAUGGAUUAUGUUCCUUCAUCUCUACCGAACAACAGGGACAUAGAUGCUAUUUUGAGAGCUGCUGAUGAACUCCAAAAUGAAGACCCCAGCAUUGCUAGGAUCUUAUGUGAGCAUGCUUACUCGCUAGCACAAAAUCUUGACCCUAAGAGUGAAGGCAGAGGUGUUUUACAAUUUAAAACCGGAUUGAUGUCUGUUGUUAAGCAAAAGUUAGCAAAAAGAGAGGUUGGGACCAUAGACAGAACUCAAGAUAGUAAACGACUGCAAGAUUUCUACAGGCUGUACAGAGAAAAGAACAACGUUGACACUUUAAAGGAGGAGGAGAUGCAGCUCCGUGAGUCAGGGGUUCUCACUGGCGAGCUGGAGCGGAAAACAGUAAAAAGGAAAAGAUUGUUUGCCACCCUUAAAAUUCUUGGAAAUGUGUUGGAGAAGGUUGCAAAAGAGAUCCCUGAUGAGCUGAAGCAUGUUAUUGAUUCUGAUGCUGCAAUUAGCGAGGACACAAUUGCUUACAACAUUAUUCCUCUUGAGGCUCAUGUCACCACAAAUGCCAUUACGGGUUUCCCUGAGGUGAAAGCGGCAGUUGCAGCGUUGAAGUAUUUUCGAGGCCUGCCAAAAUUGCCGGAUAAUUUUCCCAUUCCUGCGACAAGGAAUGCUGAUAUGCUUGAUUUUCUCCAAUAUAUAUUUGGGUUUCAGAAAGACAGUGUUUCCAAUCAGCGUGAACAUAUAGUUCUUCUUCUUGCUAAUGAGCAAUCCCGCCUUAAUAUUCCUGAAGAAAUGGAACCUAAACUGGAUGACGGUGCAGUGCAUAAGGUGUUUCUGAAGUCCCUAGACAACUACAUUAAGUGGUGUGAUUACCUAUGCAUUAAACCUGCAUGGAGCAACUUAGAGAGAAUCAGUGGAGAAAAGAAACUACUAGUCCUCUCUUUGUAUUUCCUGAUUUGGGGUGAAGCUGCUAACAUACGGUUUCUUCCAGAAUGUUUGUGCUACAUAUUCCACCACAUGGUAGUAGAAAUGAAUGAGAUCUUACGCCAGCAAGUUUCUCGCCCUGCUGUGAGUUGUAUGCCAGUCGAUAGUCAUGGCGGUUCUGACGUUGGUGUAUCAUUUCUUGAUCAUGUCAUUGCUCCACUGUAUGAAAUUGUAUCAGCGGAAGCUUUUCACAAUGAGAAUGGCCGAGCACCUCAUUCAGAGUGGAGAAACUAUGACGACUUUAAUGAGUAUUUUUGGAAUUUGCUUCAAGAAGAUACCAAACCAAUUUAUAAUUCAGUCAUGUUCAAGGUUUAUGGGCUUGUCAUAGCCAUCUAUGGCGGUAUUCAGUUAUUUUUUAGCAUCCUGAUGCAUAUCCCAAGUUGUCGCAACAUUGCUAGUAAAUGUGAUCGGUGGGCUGUGAUUCGAUUCGUUGAGGGGAUGCGACAGGAGAGACACUAUGUUGGCCGUGACAUGUAUGAAAGGAUGUCUGAUUUUAUAAAGUAUUUUCUGUUUUGGCUUGUCGUUCUGUCUGCAAAGUUCUCCUUUGCGUAUUUUCUUCAGAUUGCGCCACUCGUUGGUCCAACAAGGAUGAUAAUGAAACAGGAUAAUAUCCAAUACUCCUGGCAUGAGUUUGUGUCAAUAAAAAACUAUAAUGCUCUGACUGUUGCCAGUUUAUGGACUCCUGUGGUCGCUAUUUACCUGUUAGACAUCCAUAUAUUCUACACCAUUGCCUCUGCUUUUUUCGGUUUCUUGCUCGGUGCGAGAGAUCGUUUGGGAGAGAUAAGAUCUUUGGAAGCAAUUCACAAACAAUUUGAGGAGUUUCCAGGGGCUUUUAUAAAGGCUCUUCAUGUUCCUGUUACCAACCGGACGUUUGAUGCUUCUCAUCAGAAGGCUGUGGAUAAGAAUAUAGUAGAUGCAGCACACUUUGCUCCAUUUUGGAACCAAAUAAUAAAAUUUCUACGAGAGGAAGACUACAUCACUGAUCUUGAGAUGGAAAUGCUCCUGAUGCCCAAGAAUUCUGGUAGGCUCCAACUGGUUCAAUGGCCACUUUUUCUUCUUUCCAGCAAGAUAUUGUUGGCCAAAGAGAUUGCCGCUGAGAGUAAUUCACAAGAGGAGAUUGUGGAGAGGAUUGGAAAGAUUGAAUAUAUGAAGUAUGCUGUUGAGGAAGUCUAUCACACUCUUAAACUUGUCCUAACAGAAACUCUGGAAGCUGAGGGGAGGAUGUGGUUGGAAAGAAUCUACGAAGACAUCGAUACCAGCAUAAAGAAUAGAAAGAUACAUAAUGAUUUUCAGCUGAACAAACUCUCCCUUGUUAUUACGAGAGUGACUGCACUCUUGGGAAUCCUGAAAGAAAAUGAAACACCUGAGCAUGCAAAAGGAGCUAUCAAAGCACUUCAGGAUCUAUACGAUGUUAUACGGCUUGACGUAUUAAAUUUUAAUAUGAGGGGUCAGUAUGAAAUGUGGAACAACUUAACUCAAGCCUGGAACGAAGGUCGGCUUUUUACAGAGUUGAAAUGGCCUAAAGAUCCAGAGCUGAAAGCUCUCGUCAGAAGAUUGUACUCUCUGUUUACUAUCAAAGAUUCUGCGGCGCAUGUUCCUAGAAACCUUGAGGCCAGACGUAGACUGCAAUUCUUCACCAAUUCCCUUUUCAUGGAUGUGCCACCACCAAAUGUUUUCAGUGUCUUCACUCCAUAUUAUUCUGAGGUUGUGCUAUACAGCAUGGCUGAACUCACUAAGAGAAAUGAGGACGGGAUAUCAAUAUUGUUUUACCUUCAGAAAAUAUAUCCAGAUGAGUGGAAAAAUUUUCUUGCACGAAUAGGACAAGAUGAAAAUGCGUUAGAAGACGAUCUACAUAAUGAGAGAGACAUACUUGAACUUCGAUUUUGGGCUUCUUACCGUGGACAAACGUUAGCUAGAACAGUUCGGGGGAUGAUGUAUUAUAGGAAAGCUCUCAUGCUUCAGUCUUAUUUGGAAAGAAAAGCUGGCAGAGACGGUGGGGAGUCCACUCUUUUUGGUAAUAACAUGACGGAUGCUGAAGGAUUUGAGUUAUCUCCUGAAGCAAGGGCCCAAGCAGAUCUUAAGUUUACAUAUGUUGUCACAUGCCAAAUAUAUGGAAGACAGAAGGAAGAUAAAAAACCUGAAGCUGUUGACAUUGCAUUGCUAAUGCAAAGAAAUGAAGCCCUUCGAAUCGCUUAUAUCGAUGUUGUUGAUAUCCCCAAAGAGGGUAUAUCUCAUACAGAGUAUUAUUCAAAGCUUGUGAAGGCCGACAUCAAUGGAAAGGAUAAGGAAAUUUAUUCCAUAAGGUUGCCUGGGGACCCGAAACUUGGAGAAGGCAAACCUGAGAAUCAAAACCAUGCCAUUGUGUUUACUCGUGGAAAUGCACUUCAAACCAUUGAUAUGAAUCAGGAUAAUUACUUUGAAGAAGCUUUGAAGAUGAGAAAUCUUUUGGAGGAAUUUGAUCCGAACAGGGACCAUGGAAUUCGACCACCCACCAUUCUUGGAGUCAGAGAACAUGUAUUUACUGGAAGUGUCUCCUCCUUGGCCUCUUUCAUGUCCAAUCAAGAAACUAGCUUUGUAACUCUUGGUCAAAGAGUAUUGGCGAAACCCCUCAAGAUCCGCAUGCAUUAUGGUCAUCCAGAUGUCUUUGACAGAGUUUUCCAUAUUACUCGUGGUGGUAUCAGCAAGGCCUCUCGGGUCAUCAACAUUAGUGAAGAUAUUUUUGCUGGUUUUAACUCAACUCUACGUCAAGGAAAUAUUACUCACCAUGAGUAUAUUCAGGUGGGCAAAGGGAGAGAUGUGGGGCUCAAUCAAAUAGCUCUGUUUGAAGGGAAGGUUGCUAGUGGAAAUGGUGAACAAGUUCUUAGUCGGGAUGUAUACAGACUUGGCCAGCUACUUGAUUUCUUCAGAAUGUUGUCAUUCUACUUCACAACUGUUGGCUUCUAUUUCUCUACAAUGUUGACGGUUCUUACUUUGUAUAUAUUCUUAUAUGGGAGGGCAUACCUGGCACUUUCUGGAGUUGGAGCUACUCUUCGCGAAAGAGCUAUUAGUCUGGACGACACUGCACUUAGCGCCGCCCUCAAUGCUCAGUUUCUGUUUCAGAUUGGUGUCUUCACUGCUGUGCCAAUGAUUUUGGGCUUUAUUUUGGAACAGGGUUUUCUCAAGGCCAUUGUCAGUUUCACAACGAUGCAGUUUCAGCUAUGUACUGUCUUCUUCACAUUUUCACUUGGCACAAGAACCCAUUAUUUUGGACGGACAAUUCUUCAUGGUGGUGCUAGGUACCAAGCCACUGGAAGAGGGUUUGUCGUCAAGCAUAUCACAUUUUCUGAGAACUACCGUCUUUACUCCAGAAGUCAUUUUGUCAAAGGGCUGGAAGUUAUUCUCUUACUGGUUGUCUACCUUGCGUAUGGAAAUGAUAAGGCUGGUGCUGUUUCCUACAUUCUUCUGACUGUUAGCAGCUGGUUUUUGGCUGGUUCUUGGCUUUUUGCUCCUUUCCUGUUCAACCCUGCUGGAUUUGAGUGGCAAAAAGUCGUGGUGGACUUCACAGAAUGGACAAAUUGGCUCUUUUACAGAGGUGGAAUCGGUGUGAAAGGAUCUGAAAGCUGGGAAGCUUGGUGGGAAGAAGAACUGUCUCACAUUCGGACCUUGAGCGGGAGGAUAAUGGAGACUAUAUUAAGUCUACGCUUCUUUGUCUUUCAGUAUGGUAUUGUCUACAAACUGAAACUACAAGGGUCAGAUACAUCAUUUUCGGUACAGCGUUUCUCUUUGUCUAAACUUCAACUUUACCACAGUUUCCUAGUUUUUGUUCGUAUGAUAAUAUAGUACCUAUACAUGUGCAGAACUAUGGUUGGUCAUGGGCUGCAUUAGCAAUCAUUAUUUUUCUUUUCAAGGUCGGUUUAUUCCACGUCCAUUUCAUGCUGAAAAUAUUGCAUCACAUGACUCUGAUGUAUAUCUCUCCAUUGGAAUAGGUCUUUACCUUCAGUCGUAAGAUUUCUGUUAAUUUCCAGCUUGUGCUGAGACUUGCACAAGGCAUUGCCUUCUUGGUGGCUUUAGCUGUCGUAACCGUAGGGGUUGUACUCACAGACUUGUCAGUGACAGACAUAUUCGCUAGUGUAUUAGCCCUUAUACCAACUGGAUGGGGAAUCCUCUCUGUAAGUUUCACUACCUGCAGUAUCUAAUCACUUGCAU
Messenger RNA from Brassica napus (rape), 5250 nucleotides. Its product is annotated as callose synthase 9. The coding region runs from base 1 to 4884 and encodes 1627 amino acids. The transcript has 44 exons. Lineage: Eukaryota; Viridiplantae; Streptophyta; Magnoliopsida; Brassicales; Brassicaceae. Gene Ontology annotation, biological process: (1->3)-beta-D-glucan biosynthetic process. Gene Ontology annotation, cellular component: plasma membrane; 1,3-beta-D-glucan synthase complex. The record is from RefSeq and is a predicted model, not a curated record. Gene Ontology annotation, molecular function: 1,3-beta-D-glucan synthase activity.